UUUGCUAAUGUUUCUUUCGUAGCCAUCCCGAGGUGUUUCACGGCGCCUCUUCUUGAAGCACAGGUCCGCAUUUCUAGUCAAACGUAGCACCCUUCCGCUCCCUGACGGUGUCGGUAAUACUGCGGUUUAAAAAACUACAAUUCCCAGCAUUCCGCGGGACGAGAGGGGUGGUGUAAACGCCGUUCUUUCGCCGGGGUUAUUCUCUCCCCCUCCCCGCACACCCACCCACACACACACGUGGAUUCAACAUGGCUGGCUUUGUGGACCUGAAUAUCCCUUACUUGCAGGAGAAGGAGUCGCUGCAGAAAUUGGUGGAAACUGCAGCCCACCUUGGCUAUUCGACUGUAGCAAUCAAUUAUGUUGUUGACUAUGAAGAAAAGAAAAAGGAAAUUGUCAAACCAGUGUCUCCUGCGGAAUUGUUUUCAACCGUGCCUCUUGUGCAGGGGAAAUCCAAGCCAAUUAAGAUUUUAUCGAGACUCACGCUUGUUGUUUCUGAUCCAUCGCACUGCAAUAUUCUAAGAGCAACAUCAACGAACAUAAAGUUUUACGACAUAUUUGCUGUAUUUCCCAAGAAUGGGAAACUCUUCCAUGUGGCCUGCACGACCUUAGACGUGGAUCUUGUGUGCCUCCACGUAACCGAAAAGCUGCCCUUCUACAUCAAGAGACCCUCUGUUAAUGUGGCAAUAGACCGAGGCAUCUACUUUGAACUUGUUUACGUGCCUGCCAUCAAAGACUCCACCAUGAGGAGGUACACCAUUUCAAACGCGCUCAGCCUGAUGCAGAUCUGCCGCGGAAAGAAUAUAAUUUUGUCCAGUGCAGCAGAAAAGCCCCUGCAACUCCGAGGCCCAUACGAUGUGGCUAACUUAGGGUGGCUUUUUGGCCUCUCUGAAGGCAACGCCAAGGCAGCUGUUUCGACGAAUGGCAGAGCGGUCCUGCUUCAUGGAGAAACCAGAAAGACCGCCUCAGGCGUAGUAUAUACGAAGAAGAAGCCUCGGACCUCAGAAGAAGAUGAGACCACUCCUGCUAGUAAAAAAGCCAAGAUAGCUUUGUGACAAGCAGAAUCUUCACAGCAGUGCCCGUUCGCCUGCCUUUAAACCUUCAUGUGGCAUUCUGGGAAUGGCUGGAUGGAAUGGCUCGAGACAUUCUGGUCACUGUUCUUCCUCAAGAAAAUACCACAAUUUAUUGUAGGGAAUCCUCAGUAGGAGUAUAUGGACCUGUUCUGACUAUAUUCUUCAGACUCCCUUUUCUGCUGUAAACUCUCCCCACCCCCUGCACAG
Molecule: messenger RNA, 1277 nt
Organism: Pogona vitticeps (central bearded dragon)
Lineage: Eukaryota; Metazoa; Chordata; Lepidosauria; Squamata; Agamidae
Gene: RPP30
Product: ribonuclease P/MRP subunit p30
Biological process (GO): translation; tRNA processing
Cellular component (GO): ribosome; nucleolar ribonuclease P complex
Molecular function (GO): structural constituent of ribosome; RNA binding
Source: RefSeq, a predicted model, not a curated record